Messenger RNA from Blastomyces gilchristii SLH14081, 1848 nucleotides. RefSeq lists its product as uncharacterized. NCBI's taxonomy places the organism in Eukaryota, Fungi, Ascomycota, Eurotiomycetes, Onygenales, Ajellomycetaceae. The transcript has a single exon. The record is from RefSeq and is a predicted model, not a curated record. Bases 628 to 1332 code for a protein of 234 amino acids.
AAUCUGUGACGUUGUGGGGCGAACGUUUGGUUGCACAGUCUGAAGUUCUGAACAACAUCAUUGCAAGUCUGCAACAUGACAUGGACCCCAAAUGCCCGAAACACUUCUGGCCAGGAUACCACGUAUUCCUGUUCAGCCACCUUUAGAUACCCGCAGGUUUAUAUGCAGAAAUAGCUGAUGUGCCAAUUUCGGCAUCUUUCACAGCUCUCCCCAAAAAGGGAUAAUAUAAUCAAUACGCGUAUUCAGCUACUCCAUGAUUGCCCUCUGGGGAGACCAAUAAUGUUGUUUCUUGAGGGCUGUGAUCGAAUUUCCAUGUGUUUGGAAACUCAAUAUAACUAACUGUACGCAGGUAUAAAUUGUUCAAUGCGCCUCGAGUUAUUUGGAUUUUCGUUCUCCAUUUACAUGCUCGUUCUGAUCCAUCCCAUCCCUGAAUCCAACAUUUGCGAUCAUCUCAAAUUUUAUAUACAAAUAUAUACCUUUGGUAUAUGUUAUUUUCAUUUUCCCCAUUUAUGCGAAUUGCCUAAAGCAUUUCCUUGACCUAUACGCCCUGUUAUACUCUAUGCACAAAAUAAAGAUCAAUCAUCCGCAACCACGUCAGCCAAUCACCUCCUCCUCUGUGCGUCGCACAUGCAAGCCAUGAACAACAACAUGGCUUACAUGCCGACGCCAAUUCGCUCUGUACAUGUCAUUAAGGAGGAUAGUUGGACUCGCCGCAGUUACAAAAUAACUACCCUAGAUGACCUCUCCUGCCUUUACACAGUUGACACCUCUGACGGGGCCCCACAAGUGACAUUGACGCGACAUCUUCAGCCAAUCCCAUACACUCGACAGGCCUCUUCCAUAUCGAGGCUCUCGGGACAGUUUUCUCUAUCGGGCCUCCUGGGACAAUCUCGACAUCAUCAACAACAACAGACCGGGCAGUCUAGCAAUAACUACGUCGUCGGAACAGCGAACUUCCAUAUUACCGUCUCAUCGAAAAUCGACAUUCACCUCAGCACCAACCAAACCAUCACCAUGAAGCGGCCAGACUCGUUCUCCUCCAAGCGCAGGUUUGAGAGCCUGACACCACUUGGCACGUUGGAAUGGAAGAGUGGGGGUGGCGCCCUGGGGAGUCUCGUUACCAGUGAUCUUAAACUAGUGGACAUGAGUGGGCGUACAGUUGCGCGGUACCAGAAACACUCAUCGUUGCUGUCCGGGCGAAGUGAUGAGAUUACGUUGUUUGUGCCAGAGUUAGCUGGAUUUCUUGACAUUGUAAUCAUUACAUGCAUCGCCACGAUUGAGUAUAGAAAGCUGGAGGAGGAGAUUGUAACUGAGGCAGCUGAUAAUAUAUGAAUGUGCGGGUACCGAUAGGGCCAGAAGGUACUGUUGUGGUUAUUUUGGCUCUAUUACAUUGUCAUGUUUCAUUUCUUACUUAUGUCUAACUUCCUUUCCUUUCUGCCCUCAUUUUGUUUGUAUCUAGUUCGCAUCUGGCCUGGAGCCUUCAUAGCCCCCCCCCUCCCCCCCCCUCCGGCUCUUUCACUGUGGGUACUCUAUUUUUAAUUCCUAUUUACCAACCAUGAGUUUUCACAAUAUCAAAAUGGCAAUGAAUUAUCAAAGCCAUUAUUGUAUUAGACUGUGAGAACAUGUAUGAGUGGCUUUUGAAAGAAAUUUGGCUGAAGCUGAGCCUGAAGACACAGCUGGUAACCUGUGUCUUAGACAUGUAAAAAUCAGCCCUGAUUGAAACACAGCAAAUCAGACAAGGAAAAUAGAGGGGAAAAAACAAAAUAAGUAAGUAAAUUAAAUAAAACAAACUAAUAAUCAUGAUUGGAAAAAUUUACAAUAAAAGAAGAUCGUUGAGUCAUCAAUUUG